Molecule: messenger RNA, 3538 nt
Organism: Podospora pseudopauciseta
Lineage: Eukaryota; Fungi; Ascomycota; Sordariomycetes; Sordariales; Podosporaceae
Exons: 5
Coding region: 725-3538 (937 amino acids)
Biological process (GO): positive regulation of GTPase activity; Ras protein signal transduction
Cellular component (GO): plasma membrane
Molecular function (GO): guanyl-nucleotide exchange factor activity
Source: RefSeq, a predicted model, not a curated record
GGGCGCAAACCCUACCAGGUCCGUCAAAAGUGCCGUUGGAAACUCAAUUGCCAGUUGGCUUCCAGGUUAUCCAGAGGGCCAUCACCGUGCUUGGUACCAUGGAGCAAGAGGUCAAAGACAACAGCAGCCAAGCACCGUCUGCAGGGGGGAGGGCGGCAGGCAGUGACUUUUGGCUAUUACUUGAAGCAAAGAAAGCUACCUUAGCUACGAUAAUACUCGGCAGUGUAUAGUAUAGCUUGAGCUCAAAAAGACUCGGUAUCUGUCUGAAUCCAUCACCGCUUCUGCUUACAAUCCGACCCUCUCGGAAGCGACCGUUGCUAGCUGCGACGCUACGAACUGAGCCAAGCACUGUUUCGGGUCGGCAGCCUGCCAAGAUCACGGCGUUUGCUCCCAAAGAGCUGUGCCCUGCUCCUACUCCCGCCGCCUCCGCCCUGGCUUCGUGGGACUCGCUCUCACCCCAAAGGACCCCAACAAGUGCCCCAAAGAGAGGACCCUGACAAGGAGCCCCAUCCAGACCCCGACCCGACUGACGAACGAGAACGACACAAGAGACAUCCUCCAUCUGAUUUGUUUGCGCCUCGAUAAUAAGAAGCCCUCCUUUGUCUCCCGGCUCCGUUUUCCCUGUUCCUGUUCCCGUCUUGUCCGGCUUGCGGCUGCUGGCGACUUGAGAUCGCGAAAGUCACUGGUAUGCCCUUUUUGUCCACCUUCGUCAUGCGAAGAAGCAAUGCGGGCUCACACUCAUCCACCCUCAUCAGACCGCUCCGGGGGACUCCCGUUUCCUGACUUUGGCCCUCAGAGAAGCUUUCUCAUCCUCGACGAGCCACCACCGCCACCGACGACGACGACGACCGCCGAGGAGGGUGGUCCGCGAGACUCGGUCGCUUCGAUUGUUGACGACCCGUUUUUCUUUGGCUACCACAGCACCGCCGCGAAUACUACCUCUGCUGCUGCUGCUGCUGCCACAGCCACCCCCGGCAUCCCUGGCGCGCUAACGACGAGUGCCGGCCACCGCAAUGAAGAGCGCCAGCCGUGGAUUCCCCCAAGGAAAGAUUCACUGAAAGACAUCGGUCCUACACCUUGGUUCGAUCGCAACAAACCAGCCAUGGAGGCCAUCAACAUCGCCAUUAUCGGCGUCGAAGGCGUGGGGAAGUCGGCUUUUGUCCAGCGAACGAUACGUUCCACGCGACCGCCGACACAGAACAUGAUCACAUUCAGGCAUGUGCUCGACGGGACGCAGUACUCAGUCACCCUGGUCGAGCUCGAUCUUGAGGGUUUCGAACUGGACCCCCGACAACCAAUACAGUGGCCGAAGCAGGUCGCCGGUCACAUGGUGCCACGAAUAGAUGGCGCCCUGAUCCUGUACGACGUUACCAACAAGGAGAGCGUGCGAGGGCUGGAUUCCACCAUGGCUGCGCUGGCCAACUCUUCCCUGCCGACGGUUCUCGCCGCCACAAAAUGCGACGCCCCCGACGAAGCCCGCCAGAUCGACGUGGCAGAUGUUGCUUCUGCCUUUCCCACCUGUGCCGGUCACUUCAGAACGUCUUUCAACGUGCCGGGAAGCGCUCAGGAUUGUCUCCAGGCUGCUUUAAAGGCCGCGUUGGCUAACAAGCGAGGAGAACAACCGGAAGGAUCGCUGACCAGAAGACGCGCUGCCUCGGCGAGUCUGGAUACCCCUCAAGAAAUGAUCAACGGACGGCCAAUCAGCCAACACAGUAAACACAGCAGGGCAAGCUCCGACCUGUCACUCUUGCGGGGUUUCCCACCGCCCCCAAACGAAAGUCACUACAGGCCCCAGACUUCGAGGUCACCCAGACUAGACUAUUCUUCUGUUGCUCACCACAGCAACUCAAAUUUGGGCUUGGCCGUUCCCGAAGACGGCCCGCAAACGACAGUGUCAGCCAUGCUUCGUCAACCGGGCAUUCGACUGGACAGCGGCGCCGAGUCGUUCUUGGAUGUGUCUGAAUCCGACGGAGAAUCGUAUCGGUAUUCGGACGACAUACCAAUACUGCAGCGCAACGAUGAGAACUUUUUGGACAGGCCAGCCAAGGUGGCGGGAGUGAGUUUCGACGACCUUGUCGACAGGCUUGUCGCGCCCAAGAUGGCAAAGGCGGACCAAAACUUUACCGAUAUCUUUUUGUGCCUGUAUCGAAAGUUUGCCGCGCCUUCCGAGCUGCUAAACGCGAUUCGGGCUCGUCUCGACCAGCUGAAAGAAGACAAGACGACGCACAUUCUGAUCAAGGCGGAGGCUCAGGCGCGGCUGGUCGAGUCUGUGGCGAAGUGGGUAUCGUUGUAUCCUGGGGACUUUGCCAGGCCGGCAACGAAACGAAGUCUGGAAGAGAUGGUCGGAGAAUUAUCUUUGGAUCCGCUGUUUGUCACGGCUGCCCAGCAGAUGCGUGUUCACCUGGAACACAAGGUGGUCGAGGACGACGACACGGGCUGGGGAAAAUCAGACCCAAUAGAUGAGACAGACGACAUGUUUGAAGGUCUGAGCCGACCACACACGGGCAUCACGGGAUCGAUGAACUCGCUCCAACUCGACGACCCCAGCAACCCCCCCUCCAGCCACCACCGACGCCCCUCCCAGAGCUCAGAGAGAUCAGGGUCAGAUAUUUAUGGUCGGACAACGGCCCGGUAUCAAGUCCAAACGCUGGAAGACUAUGAGCGCGAAGCGGCCACGCUGGUGCCGAUGCCCUCAUUGGCGCUCAACAAGUUCCGCUGGCACCAGUUCAUGGAGCUCGACACGGAGGAGAUUGCCGACGAGAUCACAAGGAUAGACUGGGUCAUGUUCAGCUCGAUCAGGAUCCGGGAUUUGGUUCGGGACGUCUCGCUGAACCGAGAACAAAAAGAAAAGUGCAAAAGCCUCAAGAACGUCAACAGGAUGAUAUCCCACUUUAACCACAUUGCCAAAUGGGUCGCCAACAUGAUUUUGAUCAGAGAUAAAGCCAAGCACCGGGCUCCGUGUCUGGAAAAGUUUAUGCUGAUUGCCUUGAAGCUGAGGCAAAUGAAUAACUACAACGGUCUGGCGGCCGUGCUGGCCGGGAUCAACGGCACGGCGAUCCACCGGCUGUCGCAGACGAGGCAGCUUGUUAGCGCGGAGACGCAAAAGAAGUUUGCGAGGUUGGUGUUGCUGAUGGGGACGCAGAAGAGCCACUUCGCGUACCGGUUGGCGUGGGAGAAUUCGCCGCUGCCGAGGAUCCCGUUUAUGCCGUUGCACAGACGGGAUUUGGUGAGUGCUGAGGAGGGGAGCAAGACGUUUGUGGGGGAGGGGGGGAAGAGGAUCAACUGGAAGAAGUUUGAGGUUUUGGGGGAGGUGUUGCUGCCCAUCAUGAAGAGUCAGGGGAUGCCGUACGGUGUCGGGGAGGGUGGGGGGGGAGGGAGGAGGGGGGAGGUGAGGGAGUUGAUUUUGGAUGGGAAGUUGAUGGGGGAUGAGGAGGAUAUAUAUCAACGAUCCAUCCAGGUCGAGGCCAGCAGCGCGGCCGGGGCUGCGGGGGCGGGGGAGGGCAGCACGAAGAAAAAGUUCCCCUGGUUGGCGAAGUAG